Molecule: messenger RNA, 219 nt
Organism: Symbiodinium sp. CCMP2592
Lineage: Eukaryota; Dinophyceae; Suessiales; Symbiodiniaceae
Source: the annotation of a GenBank genome assembly
AUGGCGCCAGAGGCUGUGAAGCAGGGUGCAGUGAAGAUGGGCCGCCCUUCGGACAUCUGGUCAUUGGGAAUCAUCCUGUACCAGAUGGUUUACAUGAAGGCCCCGUUCGCCCACCUGGAUCCAAUGCAACGACUCUUUGCGUUGACGGUGACGCGCUCGGACAAGGAUGGGGACGAGCUCGAGAAAUUGCGGGACUUUUUUCUUGGAUAUAUGCUGUAG